CUUGCAACGGAUAAUCAAGGUUUUCGAUAAUGGACCACGAUUUGAUUAUUCCUUUUCACCUUUGUAUCAAAACAAGUCAUAAAAAAUCAUCGAAAGAAAUACUCGACAUCAAAACUUUGACACAGACAGACAUUUAUCGAAUGUAGAUUGUAGUUUGCUGUUUCAACAAAACUCGAAAGAAAUUGAGAGAGUUCGUAACCUGAAUACUACAAACAAAUCACCUACGUUUUGCAAUCGAACAAACGAGUGUAACAGUUUCAUUUUAUCAAGAGGAUAUAUAAUGGAUUCUUUAACCGACGAGGAGAGAGACUUCCCAAUUGCAUAUAGUAUUCUUGUUUACGAAAGCCCAGAACAAUUCGAGAUUCUUCUGAGAGCCAUAUACCGCCCACAAAAUGAUUACUUCGUUCACGUUGACAGAAAAACUACCGAAAACGUGUUUAAUGAAUUCUCAUGCAUUGCACAAUGCUUUCCAAAUGUGAAGUUAGCAUCUAAAAGAAUGGAGGUGGAAUGGGGAAUAGGAAUAGUACUAGCGGAACUCUCGUGCAUGAAAGAUCUUUUAUCAUUUUCAAAAUGGAAAUAUUUCAUUAACUUAACUGGUCGGGAGUUUCCACUGCGUACAAAUUAUGAAUUAGUGAAAAUAUUAAAAAUUUAUAAUGGUUCCAAUGAUGGGGAAGGCACAAUCAAAAGGGCUAACAAAGACAGAUGGGAAAUUGAAGAAAAGCCUCCCCAUAAUAUUCAUCCAGUAAAGGGAUCGGUUCACGUCACACUUAAUAGAAAGUUUGUUGAAAACCUCGUGAACAAUAGUGUAGCUGCUGAUUUUCUAACUUGGGUAAACAAAACAAAAAUUCCAGAUGAGACAUACUUCGCCACACUAAUUCACAAUUCUGAUCUUGGAAUUCCAGGAAGUUUUAAAGUUAUGCUGAUAUAAGAAGUAUGGCGCCUGAAGAUUUCAACAUCAAAGUGAAAACCCCAAAAAAGUAAUUUCUAUCUUAUUUUAAAUAUCUUUUUUUAUGUUUACUUGAUUAUCCUCAUGAUAAUUUCUGAUAUACCGGUCAUGUAAUCGGUGCUGGUAGUUUUAUGAUGAUCUUUAUAAUGUGAUAUUGACAGUGAAUGAUUGGAUUGUUCUAGCUCUGGGAAAAACCGAUUUGAUAAUUUUUGAAGAGUUAUGAAUCAAAUAAUGAUAGCAUUAUAAUAAUAGUAAAACAUUUUUGAGAGGGUUCAAGGUCGGCUAUCCUAACAUUAUCUGGGGCAACAGUUUUAUCAAUGAUACAAAAUGUAGAUUACAUGAAGACACAGUUUCUUGCUAAUCUAGGAAUCAAUAAUUAAAAAAUGUUAAUACAGCAGAUUUUGAUCAAUUCUAUUCCAUUUCAGCCAAGAAUUGCAGUUAAAAAAUGCAUGUUGAUUAGAUAUGAUGCAAUAUUAGUUGAAAUGAAUUUUAUAGUACUGGCCAGUAUUGGCCCUUGUUUUGAGAGAGAGAGAGAGAGAGAGAGAGAGAGAGAGAGAGAGAGAGAGAGAGAGAGAGAGAGAGAGAUGUAUAAAUUAAAUCAAAAUGUUUAAUGUGACUACAAUUUUUUCAGCCCCAUAACCUAUGCCUGGGAAGGUCAGAAACAUUCGACAUCUGACACUAGCAUUAACAUACAUGUACAUAUAAUCCACCUUAUGCAAGACCAAUGUGAAAAGAGUGUAAAAACAUGUACUGUACAUGUUAUUCACCCAUAUCAUACAUGCUGAACAGUUCUUGGUAACUUGUCAGGAUUUGAAAAACAGUGGUAUUUCAAAAUAUUAAUGUUCAAGUUUAGGGGAAAAAAAUUACCAAAAUUUAUAUGUUUGAAAAUGUUUAACAGCCAUUUUUAUGAAUAUUACUGGACUUUUAAUUUUUAGUUUAACUGAAGGACAAAAAGGUUUUCCUACAUGGAUAGAGUUACUCUACGUGUUAAACAUCACACAAUUCACCUUACACCUUCAAUGGUUUGUUGUUGAUAUUUUUAUUUUUUAGAUCUUCGUAGAUAGGUAGAAAGAAAUGCUGCUUAGAAGAUGUAAAGAAGUAGCAUUUUAUAGUGGAGAGCAAAUUAUUUUUACAUUUCAUUCAUGUGAACUUGAUGCUAUUAAAACAUUACAAUAUCUGUAUAAACACUGCCCAUUUUUUUUUUAAAAACAGUUGAAGACAAACUGUUUUUGUGGGUUAAUGUUAACCUUUACAGUUACAAAGAUCAAUUUCACAUGUUUUCAAUUAAAUCCUAAAUUGUGUUCAACUAUAUUUAACUAUACACUUGUUGUUUAUUAACAAUCAGUUUUCAUUGAAAUACAUUGUAUUUCAUUAUUGCUUUUUUUACACAAAUAACUUACAAAUAAAAAAAUGCAAAAAAAUAUAAUUCUUUGAAUCUGUUUAUUAAUAAUUUAUUCUGAUAUUUAUGUGCAUAUACAUGUAUCUAUAUACAUAAGUGUGUGAUGGAGACAAAUGCAUGAAAAGCAAGAAUGACAUCACACUUUUUGUCUUGCAUUCUAUGUUUUUCAUACAAAAUUUACAUGCAAUAGUAAGAUUAAUAAAAAGUGAACAUUUAUUGUGAAAUCUUACAUUAAUUAUGAUAG
Messenger RNA from Magallana angulata, 2589 nucleotides. Its product is annotated as beta-1,3-galactosyl-O-glycosyl-glycoprotein beta-1,6-N-acetylglucosaminyltransferase 3-like. The record is from RefSeq and is a predicted model, not a curated record. Gene Ontology annotation, molecular function: acetylglucosaminyltransferase activity. Lineage: Eukaryota; Metazoa; Mollusca; Bivalvia; Ostreida; Ostreidae. Gene Ontology annotation, cellular component: membrane.